CCGCAGCUGUGGGGGCGCGGCGACGUCCUCCGAGGCCUCCCAGGACUUCUGGCUCCCCUGGGUUGCCACGGGACUAGGGGCGGGGUAGGAAGUGGAGUCAGACAGCGUAAGUUCAUGUUCUUGCGCCACCAGCUAACAGCUGGAUGACCUUAAGCAAGUUCUUGAAGUCUGUGGCUCAGCUUCAUCCUGUAUAUACUGGGAAUGAUGACUCCUAGCUGGGACAGCUUUCGAGAGGGAGCUGUGACAGGUGCUUUCCAUCGGUGUGAGCUGUGAGUGGCAGGUGGAGAGAGGUCCACUCAGGAAGCCAGCCCCACCAUGAGUCUGUGGGAACUUGACAGUCGUAGCUGCCAAGGUACUCCCAGGCCGGAUCAGGAGCCCAGCACUGAGGAGGCAUCGGCUGUGGAGCUACAGAUGAAGGUUGAUUUCUUUCGGAAGCUAGGCUACUCAUCUGCUGAGAUUCACAGUGUCCUGCAGAAACUGGGGGUGCAGGCCGACACCAACACGGUGCUGGGCGAGCUGGUCAAACAUGGGUCAGCAGCCGAGCGGGAGCGCCAGGCUUCCCCGGACCCCUCUGCUCAGCUCCCCCUGGUCCCCCGGGGUGGGGGCACCCCCAAGGCUCCCACCCUGGAGCCCUCGCCCCCAGAGGAGAACAAGGAGGGCAGCGACCUGAGGCCUGUGGUCAUCGAUGGGAGCAAUGUGGCCAUGAGCCACGGGAAUAAGGAGGUGUUCUCCUGCCGGGGCAUCCUCCUGGCGGUGAACUGGUUUCUGGAGCGGGGCCACACAGACAUUACGGUAUUUGUACCAUCCUGGAGGAAGGAGCAGCCUCGACCUGACGUGCCCAUCACAGACCAGCACAUCCUGCGGGAACUGGAGAAGAAGAAGAUCCUGGUGUUCACCCCAUCGCGCCGGGUGGGCGGCAAGCGCGUGGUGUGCUAUGACGACCGCUUCAUCGUGAAGCUGGCUUUUGAGUCCGACGGCGUCGUGGUCUCCAAUGACACGUACCGGGACCUCCAGGGCGAGCGGCAGGAGUGGAAGCGCUUCAUCGAGGAGCGGUUGCUCAUGUACUCCUUCGUCAACGACAAGUUCAUGCCCCCCGAUGACCCCUUGGGCCGUCACGGGCCAAGCCUGGACAACUUCCUGCGGAAGAAGCCACUCACAGCCGAGCACCGGAAGCAGCCGUGUCCCUAUGGGAGGAAAUGCACCUAUGGGAUCAAAUGCCGGUUCUUCCACCCAGAGCGGCCCAGCCGCCCCCAGCGCUCUGUGGCUGAUGAGCUCCGUGCCAGUGCCCUCCUCUCACUCCCUAGGGCCCCGAGCAAGGAGAAGAGUGGCCGGCGGCCUUCACCUUCAUCCCAGCCUGGCUCUCUGCCGGCAGAGCAUGAGCAGGGCAGCCUAGAUGGGAAGAAGCUGGGAGCCCGGGCAUCGCCAGGGCCGCACCGAGAGGGUCUGACACAGACCUUCGCCCCAGCGGGCAGGAGCCUCCCACCUAGCGGGCGCAGCGGCAGCAACUUUGGGCCCACAGACUGGUUCCCACAGACGCUGGAUUCUCUCCCGUACAACUCCCAAGAGUGCCUGGACUCGGGCAUCGGCUCCCUGGAGAGCCAGAUGUCAGAACUGUGGGGGGUCCGAGGAGGAGGCCCUGGAGAACCCGGCCCGCCUCGGGGCCCUUAUGCUGGCUACGGCCCCUAUGGGGCCGAGCUCCCGGCCGCUCCAGCCUUCCCUACUUUUGGACGGGCCGUGGGUGCUGGCCACUUCAGUGUCCCUGCUGACUAUGCCCCCCCGCCAGCUGCCUUUCCACCCCGAGAGUAUUGGUCUGAGCCGUACCAGCUGCCCCCACCCACCCCGGUCCUGCCGGAGCGGCAGGUGCCAGGCCCCGGGGCCGACCGGGGCCCGUGGGCCGGGGCCGGGAGCCUAGCCAAGGAGCGAGCCAGUGUGUACAUCAAGCUGUGCGGGGUGUUUCCCCCGCACCUGGUGGAGGCCGUGAUGGGGCGCUUCCCUCAGCUCCUGGACCCUCAGCGGCUGGCUGCCGAGAUCCUUUCUUACCAGCCCGGGCACCCCAGCGAGUGACCCAGCCGUGUGGCUGCCGGCCCUAAGGCUGGACAGAGGGAGGAGUAAAGUAGGGAAGGGAACCCACAAACCAAAGAUACUGUAGGAUUGGUCCUGGCCCACCCGGCACCUGGAGCCGGCUGCCGAGUGGGGCAGGAACGAUCACCCUGUUGAUGCACAUUGUAUCUGUAGUUUAAGGAGACGCCGCCGUAAAGGCGUCAGUCCGUGGCUGAAGCCCAAACCCUCCUUUCUCUCAGAGGGCGGGGAGGGAGGUGGUGGGGAGCAGAGGCCUGGGCUGGGGGCCCUGCGCACAACCCCCCACCUCCGCCCCACCCCUGGGAUGCCGGCCUCGGCUGGCUAGUUAGGCACUGUGUGCCUGCCCUCCAAGGGCCCCUCCUGUACGCCAAUGAGGCCUCAUCAGUGCUCUCGCAGGGCACCGGGCCUCAUGUUAGUAAGCAAGAUGCUUCUUAAUAACCUACCUUCUGACCCACUCUGUUUGCAGCGUCCUUGCCCCCGCUGGGGGGUGAGGUGGGGGGAGCGGGCCAAGGGCCCUCUGUCCCCACCCCCUCUUCCCUUCCUUCUAUACUGAGUCCUCUCGCCCUUCCCCGAGGGUGGGGACAUGUAUUUGUGUGUGUACAGGUGUCAUGUUAACUACUUUAAGUGGAAGUCCUCGCGCUCCCUUAACACGUCAAUAAACUACAAUGUGAGCCCCUUUAA
Acinonyx jubatus (cheetah) is the source of this 2760-nucleotide messenger RNA. It is a transcript of the gene ZC3H12A, whose product is annotated as zinc finger CCCH-type containing 12A. The transcript has 6 exons. Gene Ontology annotation, molecular function: RNA endonuclease activity; mRNA binding. The record is from RefSeq and is a predicted model, not a curated record. Bases 316 to 2064 code for a protein of 582 amino acids. Gene Ontology annotation, cellular component: nucleus; cytoplasmic ribonucleoprotein granule. NCBI's taxonomy places the organism in Eukaryota, Metazoa, Chordata, Mammalia, Carnivora, Felidae. Gene Ontology annotation, biological process: 3'-UTR-mediated mRNA destabilization; nuclear-transcribed mRNA catabolic process, RNase MRP-dependent.